GCUUCUAGCUCCUGCUUGGCUCAAAAGUGGGGUACAUGUCAUGAAGUGAUUGGUAAAGGAGCAUUUGGUAUUGUUCGAGUAGCACACAAGACAGAUCCUAGCUCUCCUGGCGGAAAGAAUGAACAGCUUUAUGCUGUCAAGGAGUUUCGAAAGAGAAGCUCAGAAACUACCAAAGAUUACGUUAAGCGACUGACAUCCGAGUUUUGCAUUUCCUCGUCACUCCAUCAACGAAAUGUGAUUGAGACACUUGAUCUGGUACCACUUAGUGAAACAUCACUAGUUUAUUGUCAAGUAAUGGAGUACUGUGGUGGAGGAGAUCUUUUCAACUUGAUAUAUGAUACUUCUCAUGGGUUGGAGACAGCAGAGACAUACUGCUUCUUUAAGCAGCUGGUGCGGGGUAUCCAAUAUAUUCACAGUAUGGGUAUCGCACAUCGUGACAUUAAGCCAGAAAAUCUCAUUCUUACAUCCACUGGAUGCCUCAAGAUAACGGAUUUCGGAAAUGCGGAAUGUUUCCGCGCAACCACUCUAAAGAACGACGAGCAAGGAGAACACGAAUGUACUGUAUAUUAUUACAGUAAAGGACUUUGUGGUUCAGAGCCGUACAUAGCACCUGAAGAAUUCGAGAAAAAGGAAUAUGAUCCCAGAUGUGUGGAUGUCUGGAGUGCAGCUGUUACUUUUAUGGCCAUGAAGACGAGUAAUCACAUGUGGAAUAUGGCAAAAAAAGAUGAUGAA
Molecule: messenger RNA, 732 nt
Organism: Phycomyces blakesleeanus NRRL 1555(-)
Lineage: Eukaryota; Fungi; Mucoromycota; Mucoromycetes; Mucorales; Phycomycetaceae
Exons: 2
Biological process (GO): intracellular monoatomic cation homeostasis; intracellular signal transduction; protein phosphorylation
Molecular function (GO): protein serine/threonine kinase activity; ATP binding
Source: RefSeq, a predicted model, not a curated record